AUCGCCGUCUGUGUUGUGGAGUUGGCUGGCAAAGCUUCUGGGAGCCCAACAGACACCCCCACACUGACGGUCACCCCCGGAGCCCCCGCAGCCCCCAGCAGUGCCGAGCCAACAGCAGAGACGUCUGCUGCAGCCGGGUCCCUGGCAUCCAGCCCCACCUCCCCCCGGCUCAGCAGUGAGCGGACGAGCCCCCAGCCCAGCCGAACCCCCACGCAGCUGCUGGGCACCCCCUCGGAGACAGCCCACACCAGCCAAGGGGUCCCCACAACUGAGAGCCCAGCAACGCAACCCAACACGACAGCAGGAACCCCAGGGUCCACGCCGGCUCUGACCAGCUCUCCUGGCACCUCGGGGCAUCCUCACGUCUCGGCUGCCACCACGUCACUGCACACAGAUGGGGACAGCCCCAAGCCCAUCACAUGCCACAAUGUCAAAGAAGUGAGUGACACUGGAGCCAUCUGCCUGCAGCUCAACGAGUCCAACACCUGCAAACACUUUUUAGAGAUGAAGGGAUCGGAAUUAUGGAGUGCGGUAUGUGAAGAAGGCGCCCACCGUGUUCCCUCCCCCUGCCAGAUUAAACUCGCGAAAUCUGAGGUGGACCACGACUGUCUGCUCCUCAUCCUCGUCGGCGAGAGAGAUCCUGCUACAGACAUGCUCCAGGAGUCUCACUGGGAAAAGUUUGGAAUAAAAUCCCUGAAACGGGGGAGCGUGAGGAACCACCAGGACUUUUCUCAGAAGACGCUGAUCGCCCUGGUCACAUCUGGACUGCUGCUGGCGUUCCUGGGCUUGGCUGGAUAUUUCCUGAUGAAGCGGCGGAGCUGGAGCCCGGCGGGAGAGCGGCUGGCUGAAGACCCGUAUUACACGGAAAACGGUAGCCAGGGAAACACGAUGUUGAUGAUGCCCUCCCAGGAGCAACCCGAGCUGCAGGAGAAGCCAAACCUCAACGGCGGGACUCAGGAGAACGGGACCGG
Messenger RNA from Pterocles gutturalis (yellow-throated sandgrouse), 971 nucleotides. It is a transcript of the gene CD34, whose product is annotated as CD34 molecule. The annotation marks the transcript as partial. Gene Ontology annotation, biological process: cell-matrix adhesion. The record is from RefSeq and is a predicted model, not a curated record. The transcript is spliced from 9 exons. Gene Ontology annotation, cellular component: membrane. Lineage: Eukaryota; Metazoa; Chordata; Aves; Pterocliformes; Pteroclidae.